GCUCUCUCUGCCCCCAACCUUCUCGACGCUUCUCCUCAUCCCCCCUCCUCUCUCCGCUCCACCAAAGCCCUACCCUCGCGUCGUCUCGACUCCGAGGAGGAGGUAGGCGCGGGACCGCUGGGCGACCCGAUGCAGCACCACCAGAAGCAGGCCGCGGCCGCGCUGAUGCAGCAGGCGGCAGCGCUGCAGUCCAUGUACCCCAUGCCGCCCCUGCUGCCGGCGCACCACCCGCUCCUCGCCGCCGCACCGACCCAGCCGAUAGAGCCAAUCCUUACUGGAAAUCUGCCUCCUGGUUUUGAUACAAGUGCAUGCCGCAGUGUAUUUGUGGGCAAUGUUCAUGUCCAAGUGACAGAGGCACUUCUCCGAGAGGUUUUUCAGAGCGUUGGUUUGGUUGAAGGAUGCAAGCUUAUAAGAAAAGAAAAGUCAUCUUAUGGUUUUGUUGACUAUUAUGAACACAGAUCAGCUGCACUAGCAACUUUGACACUUAACGGGAGGCAAAUUUUUGGGCAGCCCAUCCGAGUUAAUUGGGCAUAUGCUAGUGGACAGAGGGAGGAUACAACAGACCAUUUCAACAUAUUUGUUGGGGACCUUAGCCCAGAGAUUACAGAUUCUGCAUUAUUUGCAUUCUUUUCAGGAUAUGCCAGCUGCUCUGAUGCUCGAGUAAUGUGGGAUCAAAAGACUGGAAGAUCAAGAGGUUAUGGCUUUGUUUCCUUCAGGGAUCAACAGGAUGCCCAGAGUGCCAUAAAUGACCUAAAUGGUCAAUGGCUUGGAAGCCGGCAGAUUCGCUGCAACUGGGCAACGAAGGGUGCCAACAAUGGCGAGGACAAGCAAACUUCUGAUUCGAAAAGUGUAGCUGAUCCGACUAACAACUUGACAGAAGAUGGGAAAGGGAAAGCAAAUGAAGAUGCCCCAGAGAACAAUCCAUUGUACAGAACUGUUUAUGUUGGAAAUCUUGCUCACGAGGUUACUCAAAAUGUGCUCCAUCAUCUUUUCCAUUCACUUGGUGCCGGAGCCAUUGAGGAGGUGCGUGUCCAGUAUAGCAAAGGGUUUGGUUUUGUCAGAUACAGCAACCAUGCAGAAGCUGCCCUUGCGAUUCAGAUGGGUAAUGGUCGUAUUGUAGGUGGAAAAGCAAUCAAGUGUUCCUGGGGCAACAAGCCAACUCCCCCUGGUGCUACCUCCGCACCUUUGCCCCCUCCUGCUGCUUCCAGUCUCACGGAUGCUGAUAUUAUCGCGUAUGGGCACGCUAUGGCCUUGAGCAGGAUGACUUCAAGCCAGGCACUGCUGCAGGCUCAGGCACAGCAUCUCAAGCAAGCAGCCAUGGGGAUGGGUGCCGAUGCAAGCCACGCGAUGUAUGAUGGUGGUUUCCAAAAUGGUGGCGCAUCGCAGCAGCAGUUCAUGUACUAUUAAUUCCAGGGAGCUCAUCUUUAUAAUCCGUGACCCGGUUUUAUGUUUAGCCUACGUUCUUUACGUCUGUAUACUAGUUGUGACCGUGCGUGGGUGUUAGCUGUUCGGAUGGACUAGUUAAUGUCUUCCAAAAUGGCAAAUGGAAGGAGUACAUGAAUGUGGAAGGAUAUAGCCGACUGGUUAAAUUGUACUCUUUUGUUAUUUUCUCUUUGAUGGGUCACCUUUUUUUUCUUGUAAUAACAUGAUCUUGUAAGCUAGUAUGAACAUUACUCUAUCCUACAUCAUUUAUUCUC
Messenger RNA from Phragmites australis (common reed), 1697 nucleotides. RefSeq names its product oligouridylate-binding protein 1-like. NCBI's taxonomy places the organism in Eukaryota, Viridiplantae, Streptophyta, Magnoliopsida, Poales, Poaceae. Gene Ontology annotation, molecular function: mRNA binding. The record is from RefSeq and is a predicted model, not a curated record. The coding region runs from base 130 to 1407 and encodes 425 amino acids. The transcript is spliced from 12 exons. Gene Ontology annotation, cellular component: cytosol.